UUGCCUAGCCUGUUUUCGCAAGUGAGCAGCGUACAGGUCUACAAAUCUUAUUUAUAUGUAAACACAAUUUGCCGGCACACUGUGUUAACAGACUUUUCGAGGCGAUGGCAAACAUCGUGCAGUAUAUUGUGGUGCGAAGCGAUUUGCGCUCUACCCUGAACUGGCCACUGGGCGCGGUGAUCGCGCAAUGCUGCCAUGCAACGGCUGCGGUGAUGAGUGUCCAUGUGGAGGACGAGGAGACGCAAGCGUAUCUCAAGGAUCUGGACAAUAUGCACAAAGUGGUGCUGGAGGCCAAGGAUGAGGCGGCGCUACUGAAGCUCAGCGAGAAGCUAAAAGAGAACGAAAUCAAGCACAAACUUUGGAUCGAACAGCCGGAGAAUAUACCAACCUGCGUGGCAAUCAAGCCCUACGUAAAAGAUGUGGUCCACAAAUAUGUGAAGCAUCUCAAACUAUUAAAGUAAAAUCACAUAUGCUUAUUCCAAUCUUUAGCAUAAUCCCAGCUAGCAUCUAUGUUUCAAUAAAUCUACAAAGUUUGUAAUUUAA
Messenger RNA from Drosophila montana, 543 nucleotides. Its product is annotated as putative peptidyl-tRNA hydrolase PTRHD1. Bases 105 to 461 code for a protein of 118 amino acids. The transcript has a single exon. NCBI's taxonomy places the organism in Eukaryota, Metazoa, Arthropoda, Insecta, Diptera, Drosophilidae. The record is from RefSeq and is a predicted model, not a curated record. Gene Ontology annotation, molecular function: peptidyl-tRNA hydrolase activity.